Messenger RNA from Gadus morhua (Atlantic cod), 5695 nucleotides. RefSeq names its product sema domain, immunoglobulin domain (Ig), transmembrane domain (TM) and short cytoplasmic domain, (semaphorin) 4Ba (gene sema4ba). The record is from RefSeq and is a predicted model, not a curated record. NCBI's taxonomy places the organism in Eukaryota, Metazoa, Chordata, Actinopteri, Gadiformes, Gadidae. Gene Ontology annotation, cellular component: plasma membrane. Gene Ontology annotation, molecular function: chemorepellent activity; semaphorin receptor binding. The transcript has 15 exons. Gene Ontology annotation, biological process: negative chemotaxis; axon guidance; neural crest cell migration. The coding region runs from base 572 to 3115 and encodes 847 amino acids.
CGGGGCCUGAGUGGGGCAAAGUGUCCGCAGGCAGGCCGGGUUUCAGCAGCUUGUCAGAGAGCAGGAGGCACAGCAACCUCACACAUCAGAGCAGGGCAGCCACCGUCGCAUGGUCCUAUUCCACCUCACAGUCACUCAGUCGUUCUCUUCAGUGGUUGGAUAUCCGCCGCCUUGCCUCUCCGUGUGGGACGCACAGGGCCUGUUUGGAGCCGGCCCGACCAGGAAGAGGUGUUGGGUUGCUUUGGGACGUGAGGAGGGGAGCUGCGACGCUGCAGAGGUGAAAUUUCCACCCACAGCCAGCGACGCUCUGGUGCACAGAUGGAGACGGUUGGAAGAGGCUGCAUGUCCUUGGAAGUUCACUCUUAGGUCAAAGGUCAUCCCUCUGAAUCCCAGCCUUAUUUCCUGCCCCGGAUGACCGCUCUCACCACAGUUCGGCUCUUCAGGGAAAACCUCUGACGUUGAGGAAGAGAAGAGGAGUGAAAAACCAAGAGUGGAACUUCAUGAAUUCCCUAACUUCCUGAGAGGGAACCACUGUGAUCUGGCCGGAAGGACCCCUGUGCCAAUCGGGACAAUGGGCGUGGCCCUGCUCUGUCUCCAGGCCCUCACCGUCCUACUGGUCAGCGUGGUGCGGACAGCCGCCACCGAGAACGAUGUCACGCCACGCCUCACCUUCCCUUACAAUGCGAAGGAGAGGACGACCAGACACUUCUCAGUCCCAGGGCUGCUGAACUUCACCUCUCUGCUGCUCAGCAAGGAGGACAACAUGCUGUACCUGGGAGCGCGGGAGGCCCUGUUUGCUCUGGACCUCACUGACAUCACCACUCCCAGGCUGCAGAGGAAUAUUACAUGGAACACUCCGGCAAGCAAGCGAGAUGAGUGCAGUUUCAAAGGAAAGGACUUGCAGAAGGAUUGUUUCAACUACAUCAAGAUUUUACUGCGUUAUAACAGCACUCAUCUGUACGUGUGUGGGACAUAUGCCUUCAGCCCUACCUGUGCAUACAUAAACGCUACAGACUUCUCUCUGGUGAGAGGCUCUGGCGGAGAGAUUGUCACAGAAGACGGGCGCAGCCGCUGCCCUUUCAACCCUGAAUACAAAUCCACCGCCAUCAUGGCCGAUGGAGAGCUAUAUGCCGGGACAGUCAGUAAUUUCCAAGGAAAUGAACCUAUUAUUUACAAGAGCCUCGGACAUGGAACUGCACUUAAAACUGAAAAUUCAUUAAAUUGGCUCCAAGAGCCCUCUUUCGUGGGCUCCGCCUACAUACAAGAGAGCCUCCCCAAGGGCAACCCAGUCGGGGACGACGACAAGAUCUACUUCUUCUUCAGCGAGGCCGGGAAAGAGUUCGACUUCUUCGACAACACAAUCGUGUCACGCAUCGCCCGCGUCUGCAAGGGUGACAAAGGAGGCGAGAGGGUCCUGCAGAAGAAGUGGACCACCUUCCUCAAGGCCCAACUGUUGUGCUCCCUGCCUGACGACGGCUUCCCCUUCAACAUCAUCCAGGACAUGUUUGUGUUGACGCCGCACCCUGAAGACUGGAGGAACACGGUCUUCUAUGGAGUCUUCACGUCUCAAUGGUAUAAAGGGGCGUCUGGCAGCUCGGCGGUAUGUUCCUUCACAAUGGACCAGGUGGAGAAGGCUUUCAGCGGGCGUUACCGCGAGGUCAACCGAGACACGCAGCAGUGGUACACGUACAAUCACCCGGUCCCGGAGCCGCGCCCAGGAGCCUGCAUCACCAACGGAGCCAGGGAGCAGGACAUCCCGUCCUCGCUGCACAUGCCGGACAAGGUGCUGAACUUCGUGAAGGACCACUUCCUGAUGGACAGCGUGAUCCGCAGCCAGCCCCUCCUGCUCAAGCGCAACGUGCGCUACACGCAGAUCGCCGUGCACCAGUUCCAGGCCGUUCCUAAGGCCUACGAUGUGCUGUUCAUCGGCACAGACGAUGGGAGGCUUCACAAAGCGAUCAACAUCAACAACAAGAUGUACAUCAUUGAGGAGAUGGUGAUCUUCCCUGACGGACAACCAGUGCAGCACAUCGAACUGGACUCUGAAAAGGGCCUGCUCUAUGUGUCCACGUUGUCUGGCUUGGUGGAGGUGCCGGUGGCCAACUGCUCCAACUACCAAAGCUGUGGAGAGUGUGUCCUCUCCAGGGACCCUUACUGCGCGUGGACCGGGAGGCAGUGCAUGGACAUCAGACAGGUGCCCCCCGGCAGUGUUUGGCAGCAGGAUGUGGAUGACGCCGACACGUCGGCCAUUUGCAACAGGAGCGUGCCCAGCCCGCGGUUCGCUAGACCUCCGCCGACACAGGCGACCCCCUGCCAGGCGAUCAUCAUCCCGGCCAACACCUUCAAGGUGCUGCCCUGCAAGCUGCGCUCCAACCUGGCCCAGCGGCGCUGGGAGCACGGCGAGACGGCGGGCCACUUCCACUACCCCAGCCCGGAGGGCGGGCUGGUGGUGGUGGCGCAGGCCGACCGCCAGGACACCUACGUCUGCUGGUCGGUGGAGGAGGGCUUCAAGCAGCUGCUGGCCAACUACUGCGUGCGCGGCGAGGCCAAGCGGGAGAACACCACGCCGCAGCCGCCGCCGCCGCCGGCAGCGGGCCGGCCCGGGACCUCGGCGCCGCCCCGCGGGGAGACGGUGGUCGUGCAGGGGGAGAGCCGCUCGCUGCAGAGCACCAAGACCUACUGGAACGAGCUGAUCGUGGUGUGCGCCCUGCUGGCCUUCUCCCUGCUCGUGUUCUCCCUGUUCGUGGUGUACAGGAACCGCGACCGCAUGAAGUCCAUGCUGAAGGAGGGCGAGUGUCCCGCCAUGCAGCAGAAGAAGAAGAAGAUGCUGCCGCCGCCGCAGAGGGUCGCGGGGAAGCCCGCCGAGAGCCUGCCGCUCAACGGCAGCUCGCCGGCGGCCGUGGCCGCGCCGGACCACAAGGGCUACCACACGCUCAACGACAACUACAUCUGCAGCACGCCGCAGCACGAGUGCUCCUCCCCGGAGAACAGCAAGAGCUUCUCGGAGUCGGAGAGCAGGCCCCUGAACGUGAAGGAGAGCCACGUGGCGGUGUCGCCCAUCAGCCCUCGGCCGCGCGUCAGGCUGGGCUCCGAGAUCAAAGACUCCAUUGUGUGAGGUUCGAUGCGGAUUUAACGCGGGGCGCACCCUUGCGUGUGCAGUGACCGACCCGGUGAGCCCCAAACAGAAAGGAGACUUUUUGCGAGCACUUGCGGGGAAAAAACGACAAGCACACCCUAGAGAACAGAACAGGACACUGAAUAGCUUCAAACUCCACACGGCCGUCAUUUUUAUAACACAGCCUUUUGCACUUUUUGUCUCCUGAGUUUGUUUCUGUGAUCCAUACACAUUUCCUUUUGUUACUUUUACACAAAUGCUUAUUUUUUUCAAAUGCACUCACAUGCGGGUUUGCCUCCAGACUUGUGAAGCAUUUCCACAACCCUCAAACAGCGUUGUGAAUACAGAGAGGAGGCUGUCCUACGCGAUCCUUCUUGGAUUUCUAACAGUUCUUAGCAUUACAUGUCCGUCCAAAUCAACCUCUUGUAAUGCUUUGAAAGGACAGAUGAGUGUUGGAGCUUUGAAAAGACCUUCAAAAGACCCAGAGCCCAUUUAGAUCCUGUAUUUCACAGGAGCUGUUCACCAUGAACCCUUCGGGAGUUCAAUACACACAAUCCACAAGAAACACUUUUGCCUGGAGUUUUAUGAAGAGAAAAAACACAUUUCUUUACAUACCUGUGCAGCCAUGGUAUGGUAUGUCAUCGCUUUCUCUUUGAUAUAAAUCAAGGGACCAUUUGUUCUGAUAAGAAAGAAAGCACAAAUGAGCACAUGUUAAGAAAGAAUGGGGCAUUUUUCUCCAUGAGUUGCUUAACAAUUUGAGGAUAUUUCCAACAAAGAAAAACAUAUUGGAAAAUUUGGACUUCAAUACAUUUGGCUUCAUAGUGUUGUUUGUAUAGGUAUGUAAAAUGCCGGUGAUUUUGGUCAAGCUUUUCCUUCAAUAAUGUGAGAAAGGGAAUAACCCCAUUCCAGGUAUUAUGCUGUUGUUCACCAAACAGGCAGACUAUGCAAAGUAAAAAAUGUGAAGUGGGGUGAACCUCACCUUGAGACUGCAAGCACAUGGGAGUUGUAUAGAGGAAUGUUGAUGCCCCCCCCCCCAACCCUCACAUACACACACACACACACACACACACACAGACACACACACACACACACACACACACACACACACACACACACACACACACACACACACACACAGAGCGCUGGUCAUUAUAAUGUUUUAAAUGUUUGAGGAAGAUUAUAUGAUGAUAGUAAAGAUGUGGGUUCAUAGAUAAUUGUUUUGCUGGAACACUUCAGUCACUAAGAAUUUCUAGAAUGACAGGUACAAUGACAAUGAAAUUCCAGGCAUCAUUAAAACAACAGCAAAUAAAUCUACUGCCUUAAAGAAAAUAAUAGUUCAUAGAUACAAGUUUUUUCCUACUUUUAGUGGUAAAAACAGCUAUUCUCUGUCACAAUGUUUGAAUUCAGCCUAACACAUCCUUUGUUAUCAUUAUGAUUGGUAAUCAUGUUCAACGUGUUAUUCAUUACUCCAAAGACCAGUCACAUAGUGUUGAGUAUUAUUAAAGAUUACAUUAGUUAUUGUUUUAUUUUAUUUUACAAAAACAACAGCAUUUUCAAUGAUACAAAAAAGUUAUUUUGAACAAUUUAAUGCAUUGAUUUUGCACAUACUUUCAAACGAGCCUUAGUUUGGCUGGGUUUUCAAUUUGGCACCAAACCUGCCUAUGGGAAAUUGUGUGAUGCCUUUAAGUAAAAUGUAAUAAUCAUAAUAUGUGCCUCCUGAAAUACAAAAACGAUUAAAUCAGCACCAUGGGCAUAGAUACUAGAUACUCUAACGGCUACAGAAUCACGUUCUGACAUGAUUGGCCAAAGCACGGCAGAAAAUUGAUAUUUUGAACAAUGUUGAAAAGGAUUUGCGUUGUGUUUUUUACAGUUGGUUCGUCAGGGCAGGGGUUGAAUUCUUUGAAGUGUAGCACAGGAAAAUAACCACUGGCUUUAUUUUGAAGUAUAACACAAUAAAUGAAAUUGAGUUUGCGUAAAAGCAAAAACAAAUUGUACAGCUUUCAAUGAUGGGACAUGUUAUGACUGAAACACAACAUCAACAACAAAAACACAUGUACUUUUGAAAGACUGUUACAAAUAAUAAUUACGAUGAUAAUACAUGAGUAUUAAUGAAUAAUAUGAUUAAUAAUAAUACAUGGCAGCUUUACUGUAGUGGUUGUCAUUGGAACAAUAAUAAUUUUGCCAAGAACAGAACAAUAAAUGUUAGUUAUUUAGUCAAAGAUGUACAGUAGUGCUUUUAAAAAAAUAAAACAAAUCUGCCUUCAUAGUUUCUAACAUAGGCACUCUGAAAGCCAGCGUUUUUGCAGUAUCAUUGCCUACUUUCUCGUAUAUGACCACUAGCCAAGCUUUCUGUUUGUGCCUGUGCAAAUUGCUCAGAUUGGUCAAAAUGUAUUAUAAGAAAUGUUUUUGAUGUAAAAAGAAAAAAAAGAAAAAAGUAUUGUAAAUUCAGCUGCCAAUGUAAAAAAAUAUUGUGAAUUGUAUUUUUGUAAUAUACAUCACUGCUGUUUGUUUUUAUUUUUUAUUGUACUGUAUAUAAAAGCACUUUAUUUUAAUUUUUCAAAUAAAGAUUAAAUUGCUAUA